AUUGAUCAACGAGGAGCUUGGCAUUGCUUAUCCCAUCAUUGAUGGCAUUCCUAACAUGAUCCCACAAGAUGCCCGAAAGAUCCAGAAAACAGAAGCAACUGAACACCCCCUCUAAAUCUUAGAAAUAAUCAUUUCCACCACAAUGUUUUUCUCCUUAUCCACAUUGACUGUUCUUGUGCCACUAAUAUCCCUGACCGGACUGUUUUACUCAGCGAGCGUGGAUGAAAACUUUCCCCAAGGAUGCACGAGUACAAACAGCUUGUGCUUUUAUAGCCUGCUGUUGCCUGUGACAAUUCCCGUCUAUGUUUUCUUUUACCUUUGGAAGUGGAUGGGUAUCAAGCUGUUCAGACACAAUUAGACACAAAAAAGUUAAACACAGAUAAAUCCACACAACUGGCUAUUUAAUCCGUCAGAAAUGACUGUGAACAGUGCUUGCUCGUAAACAAAGCACAUAUUGUUUGAUUUAUCAAGAUACACCAUGAAAUGUAAUACAGAACAUGUAACUGGAAGUAAACAUUAAAACAAUGCAGAUGAUAUUAAACAAACUGCAAAUAACAAAU
Paramisgurnus dabryanus is the source of this 560-nucleotide messenger RNA. Its product is annotated as phosphatidylinositol N-acetylglucosaminyltransferase subunit Y. Gene Ontology annotation, cellular component: glycosylphosphatidylinositol-N-acetylglucosaminyltransferase (GPI-GnT) complex. Lineage: Eukaryota; Metazoa; Chordata; Actinopteri; Cypriniformes; Cobitidae. Gene Ontology annotation, biological process: GPI anchor biosynthetic process. The record is from RefSeq and is a predicted model, not a curated record.